AUGAUUAUGUAGUAUGCUAUAAAAACAAAUGGAUUUGCUAUAAUUGAAUUCGAUAUUGAAAAUCAAUUAUAAGCAAUUUCUGAAUAAAUGAAAAUAGAUGCUACAAGAGUAUACAACCCAGUUUUGCUGCCAUACGAUUUUGAUUAAAGUAUUGACGGAGAAUUUUAUUUAGCUGGAAAUGGUCUCACUUUUAACGAUAUCAAUAACCCUGAUUAAAGGGGUUCAUUAAUUCAAUCGAUCGGUAUAAUACCUAGGUGGAUGCUAAAAAGUGAUGUUUCAGUUUAAUAGAUAGAUUAAGUAUCUACUUGCCCAACUAGUGCUCUAAUCUUAUUCUUUACAUAUACAAUAUUCAUGGUAUUAAAGGAGACACAGUAUAGUAUAUUCAAAGUUUAAAUUUUCUCAAAUGAUACAGCUACCUAUUUCUCAAUUUUUCUAAACGAUAAUACUGCUAACUAUUUGUUAAUCUAUGAUGCUUUCAUUAAAACUGAUAAAAUUUACUUGUUUGAUUCAGAUGUGCUUUCUUUUCCACUUGAACCAUUCACUCUACUUGAUUCUUAAUGUUCGGAUGUGACAAUAAUAUAUUCCUUUGAUACAAAUGAUCCAGGUGUUAAAAGUAUGAUCAGUUUUAAUUUGUAGUCAUUUAUAAUGUCAGUACAGACUUCUAACUAUCGAUUGCCUGGCAAUCAUGACAUUAAAUUGAUUGGAAAAAUUGAUUCUUAAACGAUAUAGACUAUUUUCUAAUUAACUUUAAUCUCAUCUGAAGGAGCAAACCUAGUUGCUUCAACUAUACCAAAUAUAGAAUAUAUGACUGGGAAUCAAUUAUAAGUUUAAUAACUUCCGAAUUUCACAACAUCAACAGUUUAUCCAAUAAUAUACUUUUUGACAACUUAGGAUUAUCAAGGAUACGAUUAAUCCUUUAUAUCUUUUAACAAUGGAACAAGCAACAAUACUAUCGUUAUAUUUACAAAUGAUAUGACAAAAGCUGGUACAUACUAUAUGUCUAUUAUUGGAAAAUUUACUAGAAACGCUCAAACUUAGCAAUGGUCUAAUUUUACAAUUGAGAUAAUUGAUAAGUGUGUUUAUUAGAUUACUGAGUUUUCGAAGAAUAUGUCUGAUUGUGGUGAUUUCAUGUAUGAGUUAAAUUCGGGAGAUUUUAAUGGUCUAGUUCCAAUACCUAUAAUAUUUGAUUAAAAUCUCAAAGAGAUUGUUGUUUAGACUCAAAAUCAAGCUAUGAUUAAAAAUUAUUCAGUAGAUCUUAAAGGAUAUUACUUAAAUGGCUACAGAGAAGCCUCUACUAAUUUUUAAGUUUAGAUAAAAUGUAAUGUAGAGAGUUUAUUUGGCUAAGUACCUAAAAGUUCCUAUAUAUAUAAGCAUGGAUAAGCUAACAGUGAAACUGUGAUCAUUAAUCCUUUUGUAUAAACACCUAAUUGUGGAUAUUCUGUCAAGUAUUUGGCUGGGAUUUUACCAGAUUUUGUAGAAACUUCACUGGAUAAUCUAACUUAUUCAAUAGUCAUUAAACCUGAAUCAGUUGCAGGUUCAUACAAUAUUGAAAUAACAGGCAAUUAAGAAGGAGGCCAAACAAACAGUUUCUCAAGAUGCAUUAAGACUUUAAAGUAUUUAAACAUAUUUUUCUCAAAUUAAGAAUAAAACUUAUAGAUAUUCAAAUCACAAUAAAAACGGGAUAAUCAGUUGAAUAUAAUCUUCCAAGUGACUUAGAACUAAUUUAGCCUCUUUAGAUAAAUUCUAUAGACUUAACUCACAAAAAUUACAAUGACAGGGAUUUUAUAAUAAAAAAUAUUACUUCUGCGAUAAUUUCACCUCAUGGUAAUCAUGUCGGAGAACACUAACUUUAAGCUACUUCAGACCAAGCUAGGUGGAAGACCAUUACUGAUUGCUCAAAUUGCGAUGUAUCUUUAAGAAUUCAAGAAUUAUCAGAAUUAUUUAGACUAAAUUCAAAUGAAUCCAAUUGACACUACCAUUUAGUCUCCAAUUUUACUAAGUAUGUGA
Molecule: messenger RNA, 2007 nt
Organism: Stylonychia lemnae
Lineage: Eukaryota; Ciliophora; Spirotrichea; Sporadotrichida; Oxytrichidae
Source: the annotation of a GenBank genome assembly